Tremella mesenterica DSM 1558 is the source of this 2796-nucleotide messenger RNA. RefSeq lists its product as uncharacterized. The record is from RefSeq and is a predicted model, not a curated record. The coding region runs from base 1 to 2796 and encodes 931 amino acids. NCBI's taxonomy places the organism in Eukaryota, Fungi, Basidiomycota, Tremellomycetes, Tremellales, Tremellaceae. Gene Ontology annotation, molecular function: protein binding. The transcript has 6 exons.
AUGCCAGCUUUAGACCCUUUCUCAGCAGCUUCAAGACCUAUGAUUUCAUUCGAUUCACAACCUUCUGAUCCAUUAAGGUUCGCAGAUACUUUUUCCUUUACUUCUUUGGAUGUUAUACCAUCGGGUGAUAUACAUCAUUCAGAUACUCGACAGGAUCGGAAUCGAGCGACUUUGAUAGGUGAAGGUAACCAUCUACCAUAUGAACAGACCUCGUACGAUUCACGAAUCAAUCAUGUUUCUGAAGUACCUGAGACAUCUGGAAUAUCUGGGGUAUCUAAAUCCCAAUCUGACUUCUCUUCAACGAUCGAAUCACAUUCUGGAAACUCUGAACAAAUCAGUAUAAAAUCAUCUAGCAGAUAUCCUACGACUCUCCUAUACCUCCAUGGCCCUCGAGGUAUCUCGGAAUCUUCAAGUUCCCAACGCUCCCAAUUUGAAAACUCUCAUGAACCUCACACCACCUCCCAAAUUCCAGACUCUCACGAAUCACGCACCACCUCCCAACCUUCGAACAAUUCCCAACCACAUACGACCCUUCUAACCCGGACCAAGGAGAUCAAUCAUUCUGCUGUCAAUGACAAAGGCGAAGUGGUGACAAUAAGAAGACGCCCUUUACCCAAACCGAAGAAAAGAGAUCAUGAUACAGGUUUACCAACCACUUUCCCCGAUACGAUGCAUGCUCCUCUUCGACGAGCUAGUUAUUCCUCUCUGGGAAUCAGAGCUGUUCUUAAUGACCAAAAUGUUCCACACACUCUCAACGAUCAAAUCUUAAGAGGUGUUAGAGAUCGUAACGAUCAUGAGGUUUUUGAGGAUCUUCACAGGUCCAGCGGUUCUAGUGGUCCUAACGACCACAACGUUUUUGACGGUGUCAACGCUCCUAGUGGCCCCAGCAGUCUCAACAUCCCUAGCGCUCCCAAUGUCUUCAUAUCGGGAAAAGAGGAGAAAUUGAGCAACUACAGUCCUAGGGUGGACGUGAAAGUGGGUAUGAGAAAUUUUAACACGUUCGUUGGUGGAUUCAAUGGGAAAGGAGUAGAAAGAGGUAGUGACGAAUGGAUGAGUAGACAAGUCGCUCUUUGUGUUGAUGGUGCUAGAGGGGAAUUAAUGAUCAACGAUUGCGACCUACCUUUCCUCAGUCCGAAGAUAUCCGACCUUCGUAAUCUAGUCACCCUGCCUUCCUCCUUUUCACCCUCAACAUCAACCUCCACCCAACCACGUUCCCUCAUCCCUCCCACUUCCCCUUUGACAAAAUCAUUAUCACGACUUCCUUCCAACCCUAUCUACUCUUCUAAUCUCUCUCAUCUUUCUCCCGAUCCCGGAAUAUCAUCAUCAAUUUCUUUUCAACCCCAACAACUGUCGACGAAUACUCACCCUUCUCCAUUCUCAGCCAAUCGAUCUUUCUCAUCUUUCAGUAGAACCACUUCCGCACCUGCCUCUGCGCCAUUUUUCCGUUCUCCACCUCGUACCAAUCUCACAUAUUCUCCUUACUCGGCACCUGAGAGCUCGGAGAGGACGAAUAGUUUGCUCGCUUCGCCCGCUUUGAUAGAAGGUGUAGUCAGUGAGAACAUUGAUCAUCCUGGUGGGAAUGGGACGAGUGGGAGUGGUCCGGGAAGAGAAGGGACGAGUGGGACUGGUAUUGGGGAAACACAAAAUCGGACUCCGAGUGGUUCACCUAUGAACAAAAGGAUAUUUUCAAGGUCUAAAACUGGAGCGGUGGCAUUGUCUCCACCGUUAGGACCACCUCCAGCUAAGGAUAUCGCGAUUUAUGCUAAUAAAAACCGGUUGACUAGCCUCCCUACGGCCUUGUUCGACAUUACCAACCUCACCACGCUUAGUUUACGACAUAACCAAUUGACCACUUUACCUGCUGCUAUUGGUGAAUUGAGACAUCUUCGGGAGCUCAACAUUGGUAAUAACCCUAUUGUCUACCUCCCAUCCACCAUCCUCAAUCUCCAACACCUCGAAACCUUUUCCGCAGCCCCUAACAAAUUCCUCAUCCCUCCUUCCCCUCCUUCCACCGCUUCUCAUCCCUCCACAGAAGUCCUAUCAUCCCAUACCAAACCUUCCCCCCCUCUACCCUCAUCCCCCAACACCCCUUCUAUUCCAUCAAAGUAUCCCGACCUACACACCCUCACCAUCACCCCCACCGGUCGUCGUCUCGGUCCUCUGAUUCGACAUAUACACCCAAUCAACCGUCUAGUAGAUAUAUGUCUCAACAUCCUCAUCUCACCUCACAAAUCGUCGAUCCCCCCUUUAGCACAAUACGAUUGGUCGUCUUCUUCCGGUCGACAUCCUCUCUUGGAUCCAGAAACGAUGCAUACUUAUUUUCCUCACAUCUCUUUAUCAGAUAUCAAACGAAUGCUCCAAAGUGUCAAAACGGCAUCAGAUAGGAUGGAAAGGAUGGGAAAGAAAUCAGUCCCAAAAUCGUAUGAUACGCCUUUACCGGAUGACGCAGCUGAGAAUCCAUGGUUUUAUUCUUGUCCUAAUCCGGACCAUGAUCUCUCUUGGGGUUUAUCUUCUAACGUGGGAGUAUCUGGGAUGAUGGGAGAUGCAUGGGGUGAAUCAGUUGGAUUUGGAUCAGGAGUGUCAGGAGGAGUUGGGGGAUCAGGGAAAAUGGAAGAAAGACGAAAGUUAUUCUUACAUCCAGCGGAAGAAAGAAUUGAAUGGAGAGAUUUAUGUGGUGUGAAAGAUGUACCUUUGAAAUGGUGGGGUUGUUCACCUGGUUGUUUGAGGUUUUUAGAAGGGGAAGAAGGAGAAGGAGAAGAAGAUGUCGAUUGGGGCUUGGAAGGGUUGGAAGAGUAA